Molecule: messenger RNA, 573 nt
Organism: Ogataea philodendri
Lineage: Eukaryota; Fungi; Ascomycota; Pichiomycetes; Pichiales; Pichiaceae
Exons: 1
Coding region: 1-573 (190 amino acids)
Source: RefSeq, a predicted model, not a curated record
AUGGGCCUACGCAUUUCUAUCGGGCACUUUUCCACGGCCGUAGCCGUCUUUAGCGUAGUAAUCCAUUGGGUAGAAUCCAGUUUCGAAUUUUUUGUCAUUUUCAAGCAUCACCAUGGCUUCGUAUGGUGUCAGCAGCGGUUUGUGGAAGGCAUACCCCCAGUCGAUCGACAAACGGGGGCACGCGACCUGGACGAAAGCGUCGAUAUCGUCAAACAUGGCCAGUUUGGCCGGGAAUAUCUCAGACAGAAUAAUCUUGACCACAAUCUUUCCGGCCUGGAUCAACUGUUGCUCGAGUUUUUCCACGGUGACUGGAUUUCCCUGUCUUCCAAGCGCUCCAAGAAUCAGGCCAAUCUUUUUAGCGUCCCUGGCACGUUGCACGGCAUCGGUUCGCACUUGAACCAUCUCCUCCUGUGCAUAGUAUUCCCUGGUGAACUUUCUAGAGUACGGAUCGUAUCUGAAAGCAGGGAUCGACGGGUUGUGAAUCAUUGCGCUCUCCAGAUGGAACCGACCGUCACCAAUGUACACCAUGGCGUCGUACUGAUUCGGGUCCAAGCUGGCAGACGUGCAUCCUAG